This is a messenger RNA of Meleagris gallopavo (turkey), 2829 nucleotides long. The record is from RefSeq and is a predicted model, not a curated record. Lineage: Eukaryota; Metazoa; Chordata; Aves; Galliformes; Phasianidae.
GUUUCUUUGGCAGUGUCUUAGCUGGUUGUUGUGAGCAAUAGUUAAGGAAGCAAUCAGCAAGUAUACUGCCCUAGAAGUGCUACACAUUGUUGGGCCUGCCUCAGAUCUCCCUGGCAUGAGAGGUGGAUGGGGAUCCUGGUUGAGUUGCUGCCCAGAUGUACUGUGUUGCAUGGGAGCUUGGGUUGUCUGAAGGAACAGAGGGCUCAUGUAAGAAAUGCUGCAGGAUGCUUGAUGUGGCCACUGCAUCAGGCACAAAUGAAGAAAAGAAGAUAAACAUGUUGCAAUUUGAUUUGCUAUUCCUUUUUUCUUUCCACAUGAAUAUUACUGAGAAUAAAAUUCCUGCUACUAACACUGCGAAAAAGCAAUACUAACUAUUGGGAGAGGGGCCUGCUCUUAGGGAGAAUUCAUCUUAGCUUCAGGCUCAGGCUGGUAAUGUCAAGUUGUCUUUGAGCCUGCUAUGGGAACAACUCACCUGUAGUCUUUAUUUCUGUUGGCUGCUGGUCAGCAGGUAUGUAUGGCAAGUAUAUGCAGUCAGUGGUCAGGCACCCAAGAACUUAGCUGAUCUUUCUGGGGAGGAGCUAGAUUUUAGCGAUGCAAUCAGCUAUUUCUCCUUACCUUGUCUAGGUAGGAGUGAGACAAGGGAGAUUUCUGGAGAAGACAAAUCUAAGAUGAUAGCAGUUAUUGUGUGUGCGUUGGGGGGUGGGGGGUGGAAUUACACAAGCUCAGAAGAAGGCAAGUCCUUGCCAAAAUCUAGUUGAAACUUACAGUACUUGUGCAGAGAAUGAGAGUUUUCAUUAAUUCUGACGCAAAGAGAUUGGCUUUGUUUAAUAUUCUAUGGUUCCUGCUGACUUGGCUGGGUGUCAUAAUCCAGGGAUGUCAAACCUUAAGCCUUUUUAAAAACACGAGCUAUGACUUUGGUUGCCUACACAUCUGUAUGCCUUCUUUUUUUUCCAGACAUGAACAUAAUUGCACCAAUUACAGGGAGUUGUGCAACUUUACGAACUGUCUGUAAAAGUUCUGCACUUAGAAGAUGGGUGGCCAGAAGGGAGCAGAUAGUGUUCAAACCAGGAUGGACAGUAGUGUGUGUCUGACAGUGGGGGUCACUGCAGAUUAUAUUCCAUGUGCUCUCUGCUACCUUGGGAAGGAACCCAUGAUGCAAACAGCACUGAAAACUAAGUGUCAUUGAUGUGAUGUGGCUGAUUCCCUGGUUAGACAAACGGUAAUAGUUGCCCACAAGUGUGGGAGCUGAGCAGUCAGCAUCUGCACGUGAAUUAAAUGCAAACAUUUUGCUUGGUUCACUGAAGGAGGGUGAGGAGUACAAAGUGGUGCUUAACUGCAUGUUUCCAGAAUCUGAAGAUGACCCUGAGCUGUAGUGGUUGAUUGGUCUCACGUUAAUGAAAGAUCUAAUCUCCGGAGCUCUGUUUUACACCAUUUCCCCUCAGCAGAAUUGUCUCUUUGCUGCUUUGCACUUCAGAUGACUUGUGUGAAGAUUUGACUAAGGCUUCUGGCACAGGGACCAGAGAAGCUGGCAAACCUCGUGACUUCCACUUCAGGGGACUUCUUAUUAGCUUUUAUAUCCUUGUCUCAGCUGUGUUAAAACCACAGGCUCUAAGCAGAGCUUUCUGUUGUGUGAUACUGUGAAUACUUCUAAUUCAAUUUAUGGUAAAGGUCGCAUCCCCAAAAUACAAGUGCUUAGCCUAUUUUCUUGUUGCUAUUGUUGUUUUCUAAGAAAAACACAUGGACAACAACUCCAACAUCUUAAAUGUGGUACUUUGGUUUGACUGUGAGUGCCUUUAUUUUUGUUCAACCACAGCAAGCAGGAACAUCCCAUAUUAAUCUCCUAAUUUAAAUUUGAAAUGAAAAAACUGUCACAACACUGGGGCCAUCCUUAAUUCAUGGAUUGUGCUGGCUGCAUUCCAGCAGUGUAGCUAAUUACAUUCUGCCCACAUCAAACUGUCCUUGCUGCGGUGCCUUUUUUUUUUUUUUUCAGUUGCUGGCUUGAAUUUUUUGUAAUCUCUGCAGCCUGACUUCACAUUUUCAGUGCUAAUGGAAAGCUGCUUACAAUGACUAAGCAUCUCUCUCUGAUGAAAGGGAAGCCCUUGGGUUGCUGGGCAGAGGCAGCACAGAGCUGGGUAGCAGUGAGGUGCCUUGGUUUGGUAGCUGUGUGCACUCUGCUCAGUUGCAGCUCAGUUGCAGAGGAGAUGGAGCACCAUGACUUCACAUACCGCAUUUGUUGAUCCCCAGAGGGGUGGGAAGCAGGAGAAUGAUGGUGUUAACCUGGAAGUAGCAGCAGCAGAGGAGCCUCCCACUGUGCCCAGCUUCCAGCGUGACCUUACACGUGUGAAUGCAGAGCUGUUUGACCCCAGUAUUUGCCAAGUAAAACCCUUCAAAUCUCUGAAAGCUCCCAAGAAGAGCUGCAUGAGAGCUGGCUGCAAUGUCUGCACCUGUUUGGCUGUGCCUUGUUGCUGUGAUGCGGUGUCCGAAGUGUCCAGAGCAAUCGUGUUUUCUCAGCCCUUGGUGAACGCAGAGUUGGUGUACAGCUGUGUCAGAGGAGCUGGAAAGAACCCAGGACUUCUGCUCAGAAAAGGACGAAGCUGCGUUAGGGAGCGAGGCACAGAGCAGUACCGAUCCCCGCUGGAACCCGAGCUGAAACCGAGGGAAUCGAGUAAGGCUUCGAGGCGGUGGUUUGUUGCGGUCGAUCCGGGUGGGCGUAUGGCAGAACCCUCGUCCCGUGCAGCAGGCGCUCCGGGUGGGCUUCGUGUGAAAGAAACGAGCCGGGAAGUAGGUCCGGUGCGACAGCUGACACACGUGAUGCCAAUAAAGGAAUAA